This is a messenger RNA of Cavia porcellus (domestic guinea pig), 953 nucleotides long. It is a transcript of the gene Arl14, whose product is annotated as ADP ribosylation factor like GTPase 14. Gene Ontology annotation, cellular component: plasma membrane; cytoplasm. The coding region runs from base 88 to 663 and encodes 191 amino acids. Gene Ontology annotation, molecular function: GTPase activity; GTP binding. The record is from RefSeq and is a predicted model, not a curated record. The transcript has a single exon. Gene Ontology annotation, biological process: intracellular protein transport; vesicle-mediated transport. Lineage: Eukaryota; Metazoa; Chordata; Mammalia; Rodentia; Caviidae.
UCCAAAAUAUCUGCCUGCAAGAUCCAGAAAGGACACAUUAAAGUCUCUUCCCGGAAGAAAAGAUCUUUAAAGAAGAAAAAGCCUAAAAUGGGUCUGUUGAGCUCUAAAACCCUGAAAACCAAGCAAGCCCAAAUUCUUCUUCUGGGCCUUGACUCUGCUGGGAAGUCUACUCUCCUUUACAAAUUAAAGCUUGCUAAGGAUGUUAAAACCAUUCCAACGAUAGGUUUCAAUGUGGAGAUGAUCCAGUUGGAAAGCAAUUUCUCACUCACAGUCUGGGAUGUUGGAGGACAGGAGAAAAUGAGAACUGUCUGGAGCUACUACUGUGAGAACACUGACGGGCUGGUGUAUGUUGUGGACAGUGCAGACAAGCAGCGACUAGAAGCCUCCCGGAAAGAAUUUAAGCACAUUUUGAAGAAUGAACAUAUUAAACAUGUGCCGGUUGUCAUAUUAGCUAACAAACAGGAUAUGCCCGGAGCUCUGACGGCCGAGGACAUUACCAGAAUGUUCAAAGUGAAGCAGCUUUGCAGUGACCGGAACUGGUAUGUGCAACCCUGCUGUGCUAUCACAGGAGACGGGCUGACGGAAGGAUUCAGGAAGCUGACAGGCUUUGUGAAAAGCCACUUAAAAUCAAGAGAUACUUUAGCAUUCGUCAAGCAGAAAUGAGGCUGUGAAAAGGUCCAAGCCUCAAAAGAGACGCUGAUGAGCACACGGUAACUCUUUUCCAUGUCAAGUGAGAAAAGCAAGUAACUGCGUCGGUAAACUUUUCUUCAGAUGUUAUUUCACCUCAUCUCAGUUAAACAACUCUAGAAAAUACCUAUUUUUAGCUGAGAGCUUUUAAAACCCUGUGGUAAUGAUCAUUGAGAAGGUUUACUAUAUUUUGUAAAAUCUUAACAUGUUAGAUGAUCCAGAAUAGUAAUAUUUGGAACAAAUAAAUUAUUACUUUAUUAAUUUUA